UCAGUCAACCACCCAAUCUCUGCCAUAUUUCCAUUUCCUUUCGUUCUCACCUACUUUACCCAUCUCGAUCUCUAUAAACUCAAGUCUUCCGUUUCACAGCUAUCCAUCUUCGAUCACUCUAAUUUUUCUAGCAUUCCUUCUUUUACUCACUUUUCUGAUCUGUCGUCUAUCUAUGGCAACACCUUCACUCGCUCCUGAAUCCUUUCCUUGGGAAUACGAUGUGUUCUUGAGCUUCAGAGGUGAAGACACACGCAAAACUUUCACUGAUCAUCUUUAUUUUGCGCUGCAUCAAGCCGGAAUCCGCACAUUUAGAGACGAGGAGGAGCUCAGAAAGGGUGAAUAUCUUGCUCCUGAGCUUAUGAGAGCAAUCCAAACUUCAAGAAUCGCUGUGAUAGUCUUAUCGAAAGAUUACGCCUCCUCUAGGUGGUGUCUUGAUGAAUUGGUGGAAAUUGUGGAGCUCAAGGAGAAGGAAAAACUUAAAGUUUUUCCUAUUUUUUACGAUGUUGAUCCUUCCGAAGUGCGUAAACAAAGUGGGAGCUAUGGCAUGGCCUUGGCAAAGCACAAAGAGCGCUUUCACGGGAGUGAUAAAGUACAGAAAUGGAGAGAUGCACUCAUUAAAGUCGCCGAUAUGUCAGGAUGGGAUUUGCAAGGAGUCGCCAAUGGAUACGAAUCCAAGUUCAUCAAUUCAAUAAUCAAGGAGGUCCAACGUAUAGUAAGCCGUGUACCAAUGUUUGUUGCCAAGCAUGGAGUUGGACUUGAUUCUCGUGUUGAGUGUGUCGUUCAGUUAUUGCAUGGAGAAUCAAAUGAUGGUGUUCACAUGGUUGGGAUCUAUGGUAUGGGAGGUAUUGGGAAAACAACUCUGGCCAAAGCUGUCUAUAAUAGACUUUUUGUAUACUUUGAAAGCAGUUGCUUUCUUGAGAUAGAUUCAGCAAUUUCAAGACAAGAAGAUAAUGGGAUAAAUCUUAAGGAAGUUGAUACUCAGAUCACAAAAAUACAAAAACAGCUUUUUAAGAAUCUUUUUAAUGAGGAGAUUGACAUUGACAGUAUAGAUAAAGGAAUCAUGUUGAUGAAAAGGCGACUUCAAGCAAAAAAAUGUCUCAUAGUCAUUGAUAAUUUGGAGCAUAGAAAUCAAUUCAACAAAUUAUGUGGAGGACGAGAUUGGUUUGGUGGAGGAAGUAGACUUAUUUUAACCACAAGAGACGCACAUGUUUUUAAAGAGUUGAAUGUGGAUGAACUUUAUGAAGUUAAAGUAUUGAACCAUGAGGAGUCUUUGCAGCUGUUUAGCCUACAUGCAUUUGGAGAGCCUAGGUUGAUAAGAGAAGAUUAUAAUGAGCUUCUAGAUGGCAUAGUUGCUUAUUGUGAUGGACUUCCAUUAGCUCUUGAAGUUUUAGGGGCUUAUCUGUGUCAUAAAUCAAAAAAGGAGUGGAUUAGUGCUUUAGAAAAAAUGAAAGGAAUUCCUCAUUAUGACAUUCAAGCUAAACUUAAGAUUAGUUAUGAUGGGCUUCCAGAUGAUCAUAUAAAAUCUCUUUUUCUUGAUCUUGUUUGUUUCUCUGGUGGAGUUUCUAAGGAGAAAAUUGAUAACAUGGGGUAUUUCUCAGACAUUGAAGUUCAAGACUUGGUUGACAAAUGCUUGAUCAAUUGUGAGCGGUCUUUGAUUAGUAUGCAUAGCUUAAUUCGAGAGAUGGGGAGAGAAAUUAUUCGUUCAGAGUCACCCAACAAUCCUAGUGAGCGUAGUCGAUUGUGGUGUCCUAAUGAUAUCCAUGAUGUGCUUAUAGGGGAAAAGGAUACAAGAAAGAUUGAGGUGAUUGUAUUCAACUACUCUCCUAUGAAAAAUGUGAAGUACAAUACAAAAGCAUUUAAGAACAUGGAGAAUUUAAGAAUUCUUGAAAUUGAUGAAGUCCAUCUUGAUGGAAAUUUCAAACAUCUAUCCAGUUCCAAGGCGCUUAGAUGUUUGCGAUGGAACCAUUGCCCUUUGAAAUCUAUAGAUAUUCCAUCAGGUGGUUUUUUUGAGAAGCUUGUGAGUCUGGAAAUGGGGAAUAGCAACAUUAAAGAAUUUAAAGCCCCUCUAAAGUAUAUUCCUUGUCUCAAGUCUUUGGAUUUCUCUUACUGCAAACAUCUCACAAGGACUCCAAACUUUAGUGGCUGUCAAAAUCUCAGUAAGUUAUCAUUUAUGGGAUGCUCAAGUUUGUUAAAGGUGCAUUCUUCCAUCGGAGAAUUGGGGAAAUUAGUUUCUUUAAAUUUUGAUCUUUGUGAAAAGUUAAAGAAACUUCCAAAGAACGUCAGCCAUUUGCGGUCACUGCAAGAUCUUUAUAUGUCCGGUUCGUUAGAACUUAAAACAUCCCCGGAAAUUUUUGGAAAUUUAACCUCAUUACAAAGUCUAUGUCUUGGACUUACCAGUACUUAUGGGGUGCUCUCCAACCUGUCUCAUUUGUUCAACCUUAAAUCAAUUCUGUUGAAUUUCUGCAAGAACCAAGAAGUACUCCAACAACUUCCUCACACUGUUGAACUGGUCCAAUUGUAUCAUUGUGACAAUGUAAAAAUGAUCCAAGAGCUUCCACUUAACCUUAGAGUUAUUUCUUUAGAUAGUUGCAAAAGUCUUAAAAUGCUUCCGAAUCUUCCUCCAAAUCUUGAGCAUAUUACUUUAAAUGGCUGUGAAAAUCUUGAAAUGCUCCCAAAACUCCCUCUCAAUCUUAAGACAAUUAAUUUAUCUAGUUGCAAAAACCUUAAAAUGCUCACAGAAUUUCCUCCCAAUCUUUGGAAAAUUGUUUUAGGUGGUUGUGAAAAGUUUGAAAUGCUUCCAGAACUUCCUCCAAAUCUUUCUGAAAUUAGGUUAGAUGGUUGGAAAAACUUAAAAAUGCUCCCAAAACUUCCUCCCAAUGUUACUGAAAUCUACUUAGAUGAUUGCCAAAACCUGAAAUUGCUCCCAGAACUUCCUCCAAAACUUCAAGAUCUUAGUGUUCAAAAUUGUGAGUUGAUUGAAAAAGUAUCAGACUUAUCAAAUUGUACGGGGUUGUGUCAUUUGCAUCUCAUCAAUUGCAAAAAGUUGAAGGAGUUUAAAGGUUGGGAGAAUCUUCAUUCCAUAAGGACAAUAGUGUUUGGAGAUGUUCCUCAUACUGAUUUCUCAGAACGCAUUAAGGAGGUUUUAAAACACUCCAUGAAUUCCAAUGGUCUUCUUGCUUGUAAUGAAAUUCCUGGUCGGAUUAGAUGUCAGAAAGAAAUAUCAUUUGAAUAUCCAUCAUCCAAUUUGAAGAAUCAUACAUUGGAAUUUUAUGGAUUUGUUUUUUUAGUUGUGUUCAAUCCGGCUCCACUACUCCCACCACUUUAUUGUCAUUAUGAAAUCAUAAUUGAAAAGCAUGAUUCCAAAGAUUUCCCACAAACAUGGUAUAAUUAUCAUGGGAUCCAAUUAGAAGUUGAAGGAAUUUCAUUUUUACAUGUCAUUACACUUAAUGAUCUUUACGAUUAUGCGUAUGGAGGUAUAAAAGCCGGAGAAGUCAUCAAAGCUACACCUAUAACUGAAGUUUAUAAAGGAUUCUACAGAGAUAGGAUUAGGUCAUUAGGUGAAGCAAGUUUGAUGAAGAAAAUAAGAGUUGCAAGUGUGGUGAAGAAAUUUGAAGUUGAAGCAUUGUACAGAGAUAAAGAUGGCUCCCUACAACUUCUACCCCUCACUAAAGUUUGUUAGAACACUGAAGAAGAAGAAGAAUUCCUGGGUGUCAUAUCAAUGAGGUCUUAACAUUGUUCGCAGGGGCUCCCCUUGAGAAGCAAGUUGUAGUAGUUUGUUCGAAUUUGGUAGGCAUCCUUACACUGCCUUUUAAUAAGAUGAAUCAUACAGUUGAAGAAGUUUUUUUUUUUUUUUUCUUUUUU
Ipomoea nil (Japanese morning glory) is the source of this 3861-nucleotide messenger RNA. Its product is annotated as TMV resistance protein N-like. The coding region runs from base 173 to 3679 and encodes 1168 amino acids. Gene Ontology annotation, molecular function: ADP binding. The transcript is spliced from 6 exons. Gene Ontology annotation, biological process: defense response; signal transduction. The record is from RefSeq and is a predicted model, not a curated record. Lineage: Eukaryota; Viridiplantae; Streptophyta; Magnoliopsida; Solanales; Convolvulaceae.